UGUGUAGUAUGUGUAGCUAGUGCUGCUGCAAAAUUUGAAUUUAUGUGCCGCGGGCGGCAUUUGCCCCAUGCGGUCGCCCAUGCCCCUCUCCCCUGGGGCUACAAUGUGGCAGCAGUGCGAGGCCCUCCUCCUCCACCGCCGCUCCGGCGCAGCGGAACCCCGCGCAGCGCACGCCCUCCUCGCCACUGCAGGGCUCCUCCGCCACCGCCCCGAUCUCGCCCUCCUCUCCCUCAACUCCCUCCUCCGCUCCCUCUCCCCCACUCUCCACCUCUCCCUCCCCCUCUUCCGCUACAUGCUCUCCUCUUCUUCUUCUUCGUCGUCGUCGUCGUCUCUUCCUCCCCCGGAUCACCACACCUUCCCCUUCGCCCUCUCCGCGUGCGUCUCCCACGCCUCCCUCGUCCCCGGCGCCCAACUCCACGCCGUGGUCCUCAAGAACGGCCUCUCCCCCGCCGACCACUUCGUCCAAACCGCCCUCCUCCGCCUCUACUCCCGCCUCCCCCACCUCGCCCGCCACCUGUUCGACGAAACACCCCACCGAGACCCCGUCCACUACGACGUCCUCAUGACCUCCUACCUCCGCUCCGACCUCUCCUCCCACGCCCUGCGCCUCUUCCGCCACAUGUUAGACGCCGGCAUCGCGCCCGAUUCCUUCGUCCUCACCACCGCUCUCACUGCAUGCGCCCACUCCGGCGCCUUAGACCAAGGCAUCUGGAUCCACCGCUACUUGAGCAGCACUGGCCCCGAAUUCCUCGCCGACACCUUCAUCGGCUCGGCGCUCGUCAGCAUGUACGCCAAAUGCGGCUGCAUCAAGGAAUCCAUCAACGUGUUCGCCGCGGUCCCGAACCGGAACACCCACAUGUGGGCCGCCAUGGUGGGCGCCUUCGCGUCCCACGGCCUCGCCCGCGACGCGAUCGCAUGCUUGGAUCGAAUGCAGCACGAGGACGGCCUCCGACCGGACGCUAUCGUCCUCCUCUGCGUGCUCACCGCAUGCGCACACUCCGGUCUCGUCGAAUUCGGACUAGCACUUCUCGCCGCGAUGAGAACUCGGUACAACGUACCGCCGGUGCACGAACACUACAGCUGCGCGGUCGACAUGCUCUGCCGCGUCGGCCGGUUAGACGACGCAGCCGAGCUCAUUAAAACAAUGCCGAUGAAGCCGAAGGAGUCGGUGUGGGGUUCGGUGCUCACAGGUUGCAGAACAUACGGAAACGUGGUGCUCGCGGAGACAGCGGUGGCAGAGCUAAACAAACUGGCGGCGGGGGAAGCAGACGACGAGGGAGUUUACGUGCAACUGUCAAACAUCUAUUUGAACGCAAAUAGGAAAGACGAUGCGCGGAGAAUAAGGAAGUUGAUAGGUAGCAGAGGGGUCAAGAAAGCGGCGGCUGUUAGCGCGAUCGAGGUGGACGGCGCGGUGAGCUCGUUCGUCGCAGGGGAUCAGGCUCAUCCUCUAAGGGUUGAGAUCUGGGGGGUGUUAGACAUGUUGGUUGAUCAUAUGGAAUGUAGAGAUGAAGAAGAAGAAGAAGACGAUGAAGAGUUGGAAUUAAUGGAAUUGGCAUCAGUGUUUACGUGGUGAGUGAUUCAGAAUAAUCAGCAGGGAAGCAUAACAUCU
Molecule: messenger RNA, 1609 nt
Organism: Ananas comosus (pineapple)
Lineage: Eukaryota; Viridiplantae; Streptophyta; Magnoliopsida; Poales; Bromeliaceae
Product: putative pentatricopeptide repeat-containing protein At3g28640
Exons: 1
Coding region: 68-1573 (501 amino acids)
Biological process (GO): RNA modification
Molecular function (GO): RNA binding; protein binding
Source: RefSeq, a predicted model, not a curated record